Molecule: messenger RNA, 203 nt
Organism: Ilex paraguariensis (yerba mate)
Lineage: Eukaryota; Viridiplantae; Streptophyta; Magnoliopsida; Aquifoliales; Aquifoliaceae
Source: the annotation of a GenBank genome assembly
AUGGCCACAGCCACCUCCGCUUCCGUAAACACCUCCUUCUUUCUCACCCCAAGACUACACCCUCUGGAACGAAUAUCUUUUCUUUGCCCUAUUCCCAACUCCUCUGUACCUCCUCGGCUAUCCUCCUCUCGGCUUCGACUUCGAAUUCAUCGUUCCGCUCUGACUCACGUCACAGCCUCCGUCAAGGUGCAGCCGCUACAAUG